Molecule: messenger RNA, 4198 nt
Organism: Melospiza georgiana
Lineage: Eukaryota; Metazoa; Chordata; Aves; Passeriformes; Passerellidae
Product: poly(rC)-binding protein 3-like
Exons: 17
Coding region: 832-2193 (453 amino acids)
Biological process (GO): negative regulation of mRNA splicing, via spliceosome
Cellular component (GO): cytoplasm; nucleus
Molecular function (GO): mRNA binding
Source: RefSeq, a predicted model, not a curated record
GCCGCCUCCGCCCGCCCCCAGCGAAGAGAAACAAAACACAACCCCGGCACCGCCACGCUCUCCCUCCUUCUCCUCUCGGCUUUUGGUGGUUGUUUUUUGGGGUGUUUUUUUAAAUUUAUUUUUUCUUUUAAUUUUUUUUUUUCUUGGGGAUUCUCCUCUCUCCUGCCAGACUGACUUACACGUUCUUGAUAAUUUCUCUUCCCCUCAUUUUUUAUACUCUUCUCCCUGCUUCCAAACCCUGUGUCUGUGUGUUUCAAUACUAUCACAACCUCUGCUAAAAAUAGAUCUUUUUAUACCCUUCCUCCUCUCUGACCCCAUCCAACACCCCUUGUUAAGGAGGAGGAAGUAAGCUCAGCCCAUGGAAGAAGGGUAGAACUGAAUUUGAAGCAAAUUUGUUGGCUAAGAGAGCAUGGCAUGAUAUGAUUUGAGGCGAGAAAAAGCAAGAGUUUACACUCCAGAGCAUUGAGUGAUCUGCUGUAACUAUCUUACACCCAGAGCAAGAAAAGUAAAUUCCCUUGGCUGUCCCAUAUCUCUAAGGAACCUGAUGCAUGAGUGGACUAGAGAAGAGGCAGAGAGAAAAACUCCCAAGACCUACAGAUCAUCUGGCUGGCAGGGUCAAGUUUUCUCUGGAUUGAGGUGGAACUGUGGCUUAUGGACAUCUGAUGUGAUAAACCAUACUCAACACUUUUAGAUACCUUGGGACUGCAAAAGCUGACCACCAACAGCAGGUUUUUAAAUAUCGCUGCUCUUCUGACAAGUUGAUUAAGUGAAUAGAAGAAAAAAAAUAAAAAAAACGAAGCUACUUUCAAGUAUUGAAGAUACAAGGCCAGGAUGAACACGAAGGAAGGAAAAGUGUCCGAAGGAGGUCUCAAUGUCACUCUUACCAUACGCCUUCUCAUGCAUGGCAAGGAGGUUGGAAGCAUUAUCGGAAAGAAAGGUGAGACAGUGAAGAAGAUGAGGGAGGAGAGUGGUGCUCGAAUCAAUAUUUCAGAAGGCACUUGUCCAGAGAGAAUUGUGACAAUAACAGGCCCAACAGAUGCAAUUUUUAAAGCUUUUUCUAUGAUUGCACUAAAAUUUGAAGAGGACAUCAACGCUUCGAUGACAAACAGCUCGGUGACAAGCAAACCGCCCGUAACACUGCGGCUCGUCGUCCCAGCAAGUCAGUGUGGAUCCCUCAUAGGAAAAGGAGGUUCCAAAAUCAAGGAAAUCAGGGAGUCCACAGGAGCACAGGUGCAGGUGGCAGGGGACAUGCUGCCCAACUCGACGGAGCGCGCCGUGACCAUCUCCGGCACUCCCGACGCCAUCAUCCAGUGCGUCAAGCAGAUCUGCGUGGUGAUGCUGGAGUCCCCACCCAAAGGUGCCACCAUCCCCUACCGUCCCAAACCUGCCUCUGCACCUAUCAUUUUUGCAGGUGGCCAGGUAAGAGCAGACACCAUUUUGGCUUCAGCUGGAAACCACACCGUCCUGGCCCAGCCUCAGCCAGCGCCUGCAUUCACGAUUCAGGGGCAGUAUGCCAUCCCUCAUCCAGACGUGAGUCCAGCACAUUUGACCAAGCUUCACCAGUUGGCUAUGCAGCAUCCCCCCUUUACUCCCCUUGGGCAGACCACCCCUGGUUUCCCUGGACUGGAUGCCACUACUCCAACCAGUUCCCAUGAACUUACAAUUCCCAAUGAUUUAAUAGGCUGCAUUAUUGGCAGACAAGGCAGUAAGAUAAAUGAAAUCAGGCAGAUGUCAGGAGCGCAGAUCAAGAUUGCUAAUGCCACAGAAGGCUCCGCAGAACGACAAGUUACAAUCACAGGAUCCCCUGCAAACAUCAGCUUAGCACAGUACCUCAUUAAUGCAAGCUUAGAGAUGGCUAAAGUCAGCACCCAGACCGCUUCCGUCACGACCCCUGUUGACCUCAACAUGAACCUCUCUCAGUCUGCCACCCCUACCUCCACCCCCACCUCCAUGGCCGUGCUGGCGGCCGCCUCCGCCGCCUCCGUCAGUACCCCCCCUCCCCUACCAACUCUGCCAACCACCCACUAUGCCGUUCCUGUCUCCAGUCUGCUUGGCAUGAAAACUGUCCCACUCCUGGCACUAAAUGCCGCGGCCGCCGCGGGGGCCACGGGGAGUUUGUCCGCUUACACUGCCAAAAUUCCUUCGACGAGCGGGGUUAAGAAAUCUGACCGCCAGAAGUUUGCUCCAUAUUGAAGGGAUGAGACACAAUGCAAGCUUUGCCAGCUCUGCCAAGAGUCUGUGGUAGAUCCUAGUUAUCAAGGAAACAAUACGGCAUCUUUUAUUUUCUGUUCGAUUGCUAGUGUUAACUGUUGCUGACUCAAGUCGUCUUCCACUCUCCAUAACACCUAACACCAGGCACCACCUUCCAACUAGUUCCAACAGCCAGCAGGUGCCAGCCCGGGCUCCUUCUCCCCGGAUACUGUCCCAGGGCUGGCCCUCAGCAGCCCCACGGCAAGGCAGGGCUGCCCCCAGCCCACCAAGGGAGAUACAGUGAGAAGGGAAAAAACAUAAAUGCGGCAAAAUGGUGACAGCCGGGUCCUGCUCCGGCAAUGCUGCCCGGCCUAAAAAUACACCUAGAUCCAUGUGCAGGGAUCCCUCCAACUGCAGAACAAUUCCUCAUGGCAAACUGGCAUCUCUGAUGCAUUUUUUCUAUUGCCAGCACAUGCAAAUCCGGCACUUUUCAGUGCCCCUGCAAUGCCCUGUGAAGUGCUGCUGGCCCCCUCAGUCAUUCUGCUGCUCCCAAAAGGCCUGGAGACCCCCAUCCCCCAUCCCAAAAUCCUCCUACAAGCAGGAGAUGGCAGUUAGGAGGUACCAACUUCAGGUACUUGUGCAUACAACAAAUGAAGCUUUCUGGUCUGAGAAAAACUGCUAAAUUAAAAUUACUGUAAAUCAGUAAGGAAAAAAUACCAGGUACCUGUGCCUUUCCACAUGAUUCUUUUAAAGGGUGCAACCAUUUUUCUCUACUUUGGAAAAACGUAAUUUUAAGAACUCUGCUUUAGGGAGGAGGGAGGGAGGGAGAGUGAGAGAGAGGAGGCUCCUCCCUUUGCACUCAGAUGUUUUACAUACACCAACACAGUACUUAUUCCUGUAAGUACUUCAGAGCAAGUACAAGCCAGAUGCCGUCACUAUCUCAUAUUUCCUCUCAUGUAUGUUUUAUUCAGCCAAAAUGACCAUUUUUCAUUAGAUUUCUCUACAAAAUACAUCCCUGUUUAACUCCACACUAAUCAUGCAGUCAGGUUGUAUGGUAAUCAUGAAAAACAUGUAGCAUUUUAGAGGUCAUUCAAAGGCUGCUGCCUGGACAGAUCCCAUCCCUUUACCAAGUACUUCAGGAUGCUCAGAUUAACUAAAACGAGACAAGUAAUGGCAGCCAAAGACAAGAGAGCUGGGGAAUGGAGUGGCUGGUUGCCAGCUGUUGGAACUAGUUCUUAACUGCAUUUUAUGUUUGUCCAUCCACCUUCUUUUUAAUUUCUGUUGCAUAACUCAGUAAUGCAAUAUUGUUUUCCUCACCACUUCCAAAACCAGAUUCCCAUUAGCCCGCCAUGUUCAUCCACUCUGCACUCCUUGGACACAAAGCUUUAACAAUUGAACUGUAUUCAGUGCAUUUUAAUAUAAACUAAAAACACAAUGCAAAUGCAAUACUUUUUAAAACAUGGUAUUUCAAAGUGUGUUAUUGUAUAGGGCUAAGUACUAUCUCAGUAUUUUGUGUCAUUUCUGUAUUCUGUGGGCUUUUCUUCACCUUAGCACCUUUGCACUAAGUUUUGUCACUGUAACUAUUUGUAGAACUGCCAUUGUUACAAUUUGCACUUAUCCAAAUGGGGUUUUUGGUUGGUUUUGUUGGGUUUUUUUUGGUUUUGUGGUUUUUUUGUUCGUUUGUGGCUUCCUUUCUUUUUUUUUUUUUCUUUUUUUUUUUCUGGUUGCAUAUACUGAAGGAAAAACUGGGAAUAAUGUCAAGGUACCACAGCUAUUUAAAAGCUCUAGAAAACUGCUGUAAAAUUGUUCUGGAUUAUUGUAACUGUUUCAAUAAUUGACAUUUAAGGAAAAAAAAAUCCACCAACCUCUGUGUGAGAAAAAUUGCCUGCACUGAAAUGCUGUUCUAUGCUGGUUGUACUCAAGUGGUAUUUUUUUAAUAGUGAGAAGAUUUUUUUUCUUUUUUUUUGCCUUUUUUUUUCCUUUUCUUUUCCUCGUUUUUGUUCCUACA